CGUCUCGUCCGCCUGCUGCUUGUGGUAUUUGAACAACGUGUGUCGUGCCGAAGUAUCACCACUCAGUUUGCAGGCAGCACCGGCAGAAAACGUCUCUUCUCCUCGCAAGUGGUGUUGGCACUGGCCUGUCCUAUCCACUUUCUUUGUCGCCGGUUGUGGCGGAAAACAGGUCGCAGACGAUAGGAAAGACGUUUCGGUGUGGCAAGUUUCGAGAAGUGAACCCAUUCCACAAGAUGAUGCACACCAUCCUCAAACGUGGCGGCGCGGCAGCGUCCGCCGGCGCGCGGAUAAGGGCGUCUGUCGCAACACACCCCCUGAGGGAAGCAGCACGGAUAGUCGUCGCCAGCGGGAGCGCAUCGCGCUCUGCAUGUCGCCAGUUCCAUGUCGCAUCGGUCGCUCGGUACAAUUAUGAUAAGGAUAUUUAUGGAUUCAGGACGCCGCGUGUGUUUGAGUCUCCUGAUUUCUCCGAACAAGAACGAGGCAACCGCAAUACGAAUCCUAACCUGGUUCGCCUGGUCAACAUGUACCGGUUACAUGGCCACAGGGUCGCAAAUUUAGACCCUCUCAACUUGACCCCACAAGAGAACGUAUUCCAAAUGGAUCCUGCGCGGUACGGCAUACCCGAGCUCGACAAGACUUACGACAUCAGCGGCAUCGUUCAUGUGGGAGAGGAAGGCAACCCGGCCGCCGCACGGCGAGAGGCCAGCCUGCAACAGAUUCUGGAUCACCUGAAGAGUGCAUACUGCGACCGCAUCGGUUACGAGUUCACGCACAUCCCGAACCUGAGCGAGCGGAAAUGGUUCGCGCAGCUGGUCGAGUCUUAUGAUAAGAAGCGGCUGAAGAAGGCAGAGAAGCUCCGCAUCCAUGAGCUACUGGCAAAGUCGGAGGUGUUUGACCACUUUAUGGCCAAGCGGUUCCCUCAAGUCAAGCGGUAUGGAUUGGAGGGUGCGGAGAGUAUGAUGAUCGUACUCGAUACCCUGUUCAAGGAGGCCAACGUCGCAGGCGUCCGCGACGUCGUUCUCUGCAUGCCUCACCGUGGUCGUCUCAACCUGCUCACGGAUCUCUUCGAGUUCAACCCCACCGCGCUGUUUUACAAAGUGAAAGGAAACGCCGAGUUCCCUGAUGAUAUUCCCGGUUCCGGCGAUGUGCUUUCCCACCUCGCAACCACCGUCGAUCUGGACUACGGGCAACCAAAGGGCAUCCACGUCUCCAUGCUCCACAACCCAUCUCACUUGGAGGCCGCCAACCCAGUCGCUCUCGGCAAAGCGCGCGCGAAGCAGAUGUACAUGUACGAAUCCGGCCAGGAGCAGGAGUGCUACAUCGGCGACCGGGUGAUGUGCGUGCAGAUGCACGGCGACGCGGCCUUCUGCGGCCAGGGCGUCGUCACCGAGACCCUCGGCCUGGCCAACCUGCCCCAUUUCACGGCCGGCGGGUCGGUCCACAUCAUCGUCAACAACCAGAUCGGGUACACCACACCCGCCAUGAACUCCCGCUCCUCGAUUUACAGCUCGGAUGUCGCAAAAAUGAUCAGCUGCCCCGUUAUUCACGUGAACGCCGACCACCCCGAAGACGUCGCGAUGGCUACCGCCAUUGCGUUCGAGUACCGCAACAAGUUCCGCAAGGACGUCAUCAUUGAUCUGAUCGCGUACCGCCGUAUGGGUCACAACGAGCUCGACGAGCCGGCGUUCACUCAGCCGGCAAUGUACAAGAACAUCCGCAGCCGCACCAGCGUGCCAAAACUGUACGAGGAGCAGCUACUCGCGGAAAAUGUGAUUCAAGACAAGUCUCAUGUCGAUAAUCUGACCAAGGCCUACUUUGAGAAGCUGGAUAAGCAUCUGGAGGAGAGUUACACGUUCCAGCCUACGGCCAACACCAUGGCCAGCAAAUGGUCGGAGAUGACCAUCCCCAAGCAGGCGAUCACGAAACCCAACACGGGCGUCGAUCUGGAGGUUCUGGAAGAAGUGGGCCGCCAAUCCGUAGAAGUGCCCAGCGGGACGACCGUCCACCCCCGUAUCCAAAAGUACCACAUCGACACACGCCUGAAACGCGUCAACGAAGGCGUCGGCCUCGACUGGGCGACCGCCGAAGCCCUCGCCUUUGGCUCCCUCCUCCUCGAAGGCAACCACGUGCGCAUCUCAGGCCAAGACGUCGGCCGCGGCACCUUCUCCCAUCGGCACGCGAUGCUCGUCGACCAAAACACCGAACGCACCACCAUCCCACUUAACCGCAUGCAAGUGAAUCACAGCCUGACCACCAAAAAACAAGGCAAAAUGGAAAUCGCGAACUCCUCUCUCUCCGAAUUCGCCGUCCUCGGCUUCGAAUACGGCGUGUCCUGGGAGACCCCACAUCGCCUGUGCAUCUGGGAAGCGCAGUUCGGCGAUUUCUUCAACGGCGCGCAAAUCAUUAUCGACACUUUCAUCAAUUCUGGCGAGGCGAAAUGGCUCCGUCAGAGCGGGCUGGUGAUGCUACUGCCGCAUGGAUAUGAGGGUGGAGGCCCCGAGCACAGUAGUUGUCGCGUGGAGCGGUUCUUGCAGCUGUGUGACCAGCCGUUUGAGGUGGCGAAGGCUGAGACGGCGGAUGUGAACAUGCAUGUGGUGAAUCCGACCACGCCCGCGCAGUAUUUCCAUGUGUUGCGGCGACAGCUCCACCGCCCCUACCGCAAACCCCUCAUCGUCGCCUCCCCCAAAUCCCUCCUCCGCCACCCACUUGCAACCUCGUCCCUCGCCGAGCUAGGCCCCUCAACAACCUUCCAGCCGAUCCUAACCGACACGACCGUCAACCCCGCCGACGUGCGCAAGGUCCUCUUCGUCAGCGGAAAAGUGUACUACGAGCUCGUCAAGGAGCGGAAAGCCCGCGGAGCGGAGGUGGAGAAGAGUGUCGCGAUCGUGAGAGUCGAGGAGCUGUGUCCGUUGCCUGUGAAGGAGAUCAGGGAGGUCGUGGGCGCGUUUGAGGGGGCUACUGAAUGGAUGUGGGUGCAAGAAGAACCCCAAAACCAAGGCGCGUACACCUUCGUUGAGCCGAGGCUCAAGCAGCUCAUUCCCAAAGGCGCUGAGCUCAAGUACCACGGCCGCGCCCCCUCCGCCGCCCCCGCGACGGGAAUCUCGCGCCGGUACAAGGCCGAGCAGGAUGCGGUCGUCAAGGGCGCCUUUUGAGCUGGCUGCUAUCACAAUCAUUUACCAUCAGAGAAAGCCCUCAACACAUUUUCCAGGACAUAUGGGCCCUGAUCAUGGACACGGAGCACGAGAGUAGGAGAGAUAGGAGGCAUUCAGAGAGGACCGUUUGAGGAUAUUGCAUUUUGUAGAUAAGACAACAUCAGAUCUUGAUUUGCCUUGGGCCUUAUGAUCGCUUCAUGUGACCGGGGGGGUCCUUGAUGUGGGGUUGCGGGUAGCGAAGGCGAAGGGCCGUUUCGAGGAAACCGCAACCGAUCAUGGGCAACUCAAAUCGAGGAC
Messenger RNA from Fimicolochytrium jonesii, 3449 nucleotides. RefSeq names its product thiamine diphosphate-binding protein. Lineage: Eukaryota; Fungi; Chytridiomycota; Chytridiomycetes; Spizellomycetales; Powellomycetaceae. Gene Ontology annotation, biological process: tricarboxylic acid cycle. Gene Ontology annotation, molecular function: thiamine pyrophosphate binding; oxoglutarate dehydrogenase (succinyl-transferring) activity. The record is from RefSeq and is a predicted model, not a curated record. The transcript has 6 exons. The coding region runs from base 234 to 3152 and encodes 972 amino acids.